Messenger RNA from Pelobates fuscus (common spadefoot toad), 975 nucleotides. RefSeq names its product abhydrolase domain containing 10, depalmitoylase (gene ABHD10). Gene Ontology annotation, biological process: protein depalmitoylation. Gene Ontology annotation, cellular component: mitochondrion. The transcript is spliced from 5 exons. NCBI's taxonomy places the organism in Eukaryota, Metazoa, Chordata, Amphibia, Anura, Pelobatidae. Bases 27 to 908 code for a protein of 293 amino acids. Gene Ontology annotation, molecular function: hydrolase activity, hydrolyzing O-glycosyl compounds; palmitoyl-(protein) hydrolase activity. The record is from RefSeq and is a predicted model, not a curated record.
UGUCAGGGAGACAGAUAGGAUUAGAGAUGGCGUCCUUAGCUUUUCGGAGAUCCUGUGCUGGGGCACUAAAGCUUACCUUUCAUCAAAGAGCGUCAUUCUUAGAAACCAAAGUUACUGCAUCUAGGUUUGCAGCUUGCAGACUAAAGUCAUCUGUGCUGUAUCUCACACGCCAAGACUUGCCAAAAUUGGCUUACCAGAAACUUAAAGGCAAAAGUCCUGGAGUUAUAUUCUUGCCAGGUUAUGCAUCCGAUAUGAAUGCUCAAAAAGCAUUGGCACUAGAAGAAUUCUGCAAAUCUCUUGGGCAUUCAUUUGUCAGAUUUGAUUACACUGGAUGUGGAAGUUCAGAGGGGAAUAUCAAAGAUGGUACAAUUGGAAAGUGGAAGAAAGACGUCCUUUCUGUUCUUGAUAACGUAUCUGAAGGACCUCAGAUAUUGGUUGGAUCAAGCAUGGGGGGGUGGUUAAUGCUGCUUGCUGCUAUUGCACGACCAGAAAAGAUUGCUGCUUUAGUUGGAGUAGCCCCAGCAGCAGACCAUUUUGUCACACUGUUUAAUCAACUGCCCCUGGAGGAGAAAAGGGCAGUUGAAGAAAAGGGUGAAUGGAAAAUGCCUUCAAGAUAUAAUGAAGAAGGUUUUUAUAGCAUACCAUAUUCACUUAUCAAAGAAGCAGGAAAUCACUGUUUACUAAACAGUCCUAUUCCCAUAACUUCUCCUGUUAGACUUAUCCACGGUAUGAAAGAUGAAGAUGUCCCAUGGCAUGUUUCGAUGCAGAUUGCUGACUCUGUACUUAGUACAGAUGUAGACAUUAUUCUCCGCAAGCAUGGUUUGCAUCGAAUGAGUGAAAAAGAUGACAUUAAACUCCUUGUGUAUACUAUAGAUGAUUUAAUUGACAAGCUGACUACUUUAGGGUGAAGAUGAUAAAAUAAACUAAAUGACUGCUAAAUGAAUAAACAAUAAACGCAAACUGUUUGUUCUGGUA